Messenger RNA from Aspergillus novofumigatus IBT 16806, 863 nucleotides. RefSeq lists its product as uncharacterized. Lineage: Eukaryota; Fungi; Ascomycota; Eurotiomycetes; Eurotiales; Aspergillaceae. The coding region runs from base 54 to 674 and encodes 206 amino acids. The transcript has a single exon. The record is from RefSeq and is a predicted model, not a curated record.
AUAAAGACGAAUCAUUCUUGACUCAGCUUGAUUCCAGAUCGUUGAUCUUCAAUAUGACUCAAUUAGAACUUGUCACCGACCCUGAUGAUCUGAAUGAGUUUCAUAUUACAGCUGGACUGUCUAGCCUCAACACUGGAGGCUCGCGGGCCCCACCAGACCCAGCACUGCGGACGCGGAAGGUGAAGCUGGUUUUACUACAGCCUCUAGCCAAGCCUGAUAUGCUUGCAGCCUGCCGUAAUCCCGUUUCUCGCGUCACUCGCAGAUCCACUGGUAGUGUCGAUGGCGCUUCCACUUGCGAGUUUCUCGAUAUCCGACCCCUCAGUAAGGCGUGGAGACAGGCAACGAUGAAAGUCCCGCCCUUUUCUCACUUGAUAUUUGAUCUUACCCUACCAAAAGCCAAUGAAGGACGCAAUGACUCCUUUCGGAAAGUGUACUGGGACAUCGGCAUUCCCCAAGGCGACACGCUCAGUGUUGAGGUGCGGGACGUUAUGAAUCUGGUCGUCACCAUCGCCACCGAGACGAGGAUACGAACCAAGGGUAGCGUGUAUUUCGAAAUCGUUUAUGACGAGGCUGAAGGGGUAGCGCCUAGGGUAUUGACCCGUCUAGACAAGCAGCUUCUUGCUCUUCAGCAGUUUCCUGGGAAGAAAGAUGUGGAAAGGGCGAAUGGUCACUGAUAUAAUGGGUUACUGAUGCUUCCUUGCAAGUGGGCUGGUCGGGCGCGAAAGGGUGUAUCUUUGACAUUAUUAUGAUGGACAGAAUUAUUGUCUAUAUCCGCGCAAGUCAAGGAACGCGAUGCUGCAGCCAUUAGAACAUGAUCUGUAUUUGAGCACUGACAACGCUAUCUAGCUACCUAGUUAUUCUUG